AUGUCAUACCCAUACCCUCAUAGUAGUGGAGUAAACCGCGUCCGCAGCAACCAGGGUAAACUGUAUUAUGUUACCGCAACUACUAGAAACAGCACCGAACAUCUUUCCAUCAUGCCAUUCACCGUUUACCCUUCUGUUGCUGUUGCAAGCGUUUAUCCGCCACGAAACACAGAAUUCACCCUAUGUCAAGAUCGGACUUUCCACAACGCUAACAACCCCACAACUCCAUCUUUGGUCAGCACAUCUACCUCUUACCGGGAUCCAUCACUCCAAGUUCCAGCAUGGCUUAACAUUGUUGCCGGCAAAAUGCCUGACACUGUAGUCAAUGGAACGUUUCACCCUGGACCUAUCAUUUAUGGGGGUGACGUGGCCAAAUUCCUAUAUGCACAGGCAUCACUUUCAAUUCUAACUCAGGUAGAGUCAUGGGGCAAGCAAAGGAUUGAGGAGCUGUCACGAGGUAUCAUUGAGCAUCAUCUGGAUCUGACACUUCUCAGACUCCAAGUUCAUGAUGGGAUAGACACAGCUUUGGGUGCGAUCUUCAAAGAGAGUCCAGGCAGCCACGGAAGCCUGUGGGGUACGACUGCCUCCGGACACGCGUGCUGGCAGUUUGAAACAGCCUCCACUAAUGUCCUAAGGAGAAGAGAAUUCAAUACACAAGGACAUGUGACUGAUGCUUUCUUUGAGGUAGUAUGUUCACUCAAUUGGACAACUCCACUUGAACUGGGCUCAAUCAAUGACAUCAUAAGGGACACGCCAAGCCACAAUGCAGUUCAUGAAAUUUCUCCACAAUAUCCUGCAGUCCCAGGGACAGCACUCUUUCCACGCCUUCAUACACCCUCUAAUGGUGGGAGGAGGAGGAGCACUGGCUCCUCCCGGGCUAAUCCACAGACCGCUGUUGCUCCUGACGAGGGUUUAAGAGGACGUGCCAGGUCCAACUCUGGACCGGAUAGUUCCCGCUCACGACAGUCGUCGGCUUACAGAACCCGGCCUUCAGAGUUGCCCGUUUUCGAAUAUCAUUCACCUUACAAUGGAUUCCAGCGGUUCAUGGUUACUACAAGAACCGAAGAUCCGUGGGUGGUAAGAUAUGGUAACAGUAGGAGCAAUCCGCUCAGUUCGAUAAUCGUGCGCGGGGGGACCAAACCCUUCCCAGGUCACUCCAUGUCCUAUGACUUCAAUGGCGAGGUCUUGUUAAAAGUUGUAACACAGCUUUUCGUUGCUUCCAUUGAAGCACAGAGGAAACAUCACCUUUCGUUUACCCGACCUGAAGAUAGUAACCGCAUUCAAAGGUUGAAUUCCGUUUACCGGACUGACCGCGACAUGAUCAAAUGGAUCGAUACUAACGCAUCUGUAAUGCUGACAUUUUUCUUCACCAAUAUGAAACCCAUGCACCCAUGGUCUCAGACCGACAAGUACGGAAUAAUGGACUGGGAGAUUCGCAAGGCAUCAUGUUUCUUAGAGGUGAAAGAAAUUAAUGAGUAUAGGCAACCUAUCGUCCCGCAGUAUAGCUUACAUCUCCGUCUCAAUGACAGGUCCAUCAUUAUCACAAGAUAA
Molecule: messenger RNA, 1551 nt
Organism: Tremella mesenterica DSM 1558
Lineage: Eukaryota; Fungi; Basidiomycota; Tremellomycetes; Tremellales; Tremellaceae
Exons: 1
Coding region: 1-1551 (516 amino acids)
Source: RefSeq, a predicted model, not a curated record